This is a messenger RNA of Ceraceosorus bombacis, 720 nucleotides long. Lineage: Eukaryota; Fungi; Basidiomycota; Exobasidiomycetes; Ceraceosorales; Ceraceosoraceae. The record is from the annotation of a GenBank genome assembly.
AUGUCUCUACCACGAAGAUCGUACGAUCCGAGGCGGGUCUGCCUGUUGCCCUUGCCUCCUCUCCCCAGCUUUGUUCGCGCAAACAAGCGCACAUUUGGCAUCUACGCGUCGGGCGCCCUCUUCAGCAUUGGCUGGUGGGUGUUUCUGGAUGCCGUCAUCUUGAGCUCCAUCAGCAUGAAACGGCCAGCGGAGGAUGUGCCUUGGUCAGAACCAGCAACCUACAUGAGCUUCGCGGACUGGAUUCCAGGCCUCUGCGGGACUUUGGGAAUGAUCGUUGUCAACUUGAUAGACAAGCAGGUCUUGGGAGAAGCCGGAGGAGCAUUCGCCUUUGGUGGCGGAAGCGGCGGGGGAUGGGGAGAUGGAGGAACUCAAGUCAGAGCCAGAAUGUUCCUCUUUGUCGGUUUUGCACUCAUGGCUGGCGGACUGGCUGGAAGCCUCACAGUCCUCACGAUCAAAUACUUGGUGGCAGCGCUGCCUCCUGGCUACGAGCACUAUGGCAUAGCAAAUGUGGUGAGUGUUAGUGGUGCUCAUUUGCUUACUGCAACCUCUGCUGGCCAUCCUUUCGAGCGGUGCAAGCAGCAGUGCACAUCAGCGAGAGCCUUACGCUGAUGCGCCGAUAUGCUCUUGCAGAUUCAAAACGCUUGCCUGAUGCUGAGCACCAUCUUCCUAUGGAUGAGUCAAAAUGCGGACGACGAAUAUCGGUACGAAUUAACAAUCUGA